Messenger RNA from Durio zibethinus, 1582 nucleotides. RefSeq names its product protein CORTICAL MICROTUBULE DISORDERING 4-like. The record is from RefSeq and is a predicted model, not a curated record. NCBI's taxonomy places the organism in Eukaryota, Viridiplantae, Streptophyta, Magnoliopsida, Malvales, Malvaceae.
GGUGCAAAACCCCUCCCUGGACGGCAUCCGUUACUUGGGACCCCAGAGCCUUUAGUGGGUUUAAGAAGAAAGGGGGAGAAAAGUGAGCAGAAACAAGAUUCUAAGCUACAUAGAAGAGGUUCUUGGGGAAGGGGGCCUAAUGGGACUGAUGACGUUCCUUCUCCUUUAGUUUUAAAGCCGGUUCCAUUGGAUUUUGAUCAGUGUACUCCUGUGAAAGAGCGGUCUAAUUCAGUGAGAACUCCGAUGAUGUCUCCAAUGAUAAGAAGGGUAGCAAGGGAUGGGAAUGCUGCUAGUGCUGGUGUAAGGUGUUCUUUUGGUGGGGGAUUGUUGGCUAAAAUAAUGGAUACAAAAGGAGAAAGUCCUGCUUUGCUUAGGAAAAGCUGUGUUGCACCUUCUUCUGCCUCAAAGUUUCCACGGAGCAAAAGUGUUUGUGAUCGAGAGCCAAGGAUCCCAAUUAGUCCUCUCAAAUCAGCUGAAAAGAAAAGUUCAGCCCCACCACCAAGUUUAAGAAGUGGAAGGGCUGUAGUUGCUUCCCUCAAUAUGGGUGGAAAUGUGCAGAACAACUCCAAACCAACUGUUGCUGCACAACAACAACAAUCAGAGUUUGAUAAUAACCCAGCCUUUGAUAAUAGCAGAAGUCUACCCAUGAAUUUGCCUGGGAAGCUUGGCAUGUUGGGCAGGGGAGCUGUUCAGCAGCGAGAAACAGCCCAGAAGAUUGCUCUCCAAGCACUAAGAGAUGCUACAGCCACAGAUAAUAUAGUUCGCUCUCUCAAGAUGUUUUCCAUCUUGAGCAAGUCAGCAAAACCAGAUGCUCCAUCUGCAUGCUUCAAUCAAUUUCUGGAGUUUCAUGCCCAAAUUUUACAGGCCGUGAGUGAGAUAGCGUCCGUUCAAGCAGCUAUUUCAGCUACUGAAAUGGCACAAAACUCAAAAGCUGAACAGAAAGAUAAACAAGGUGAAGAUGAUCCAGCAAUCUUGCAUGAAAUUGUGCACAACUCAAUGGACCAAAGCAGUAAUACAGAGUUAAGUUCAUCGAAAAGGCGAGCUGCAUUGUACAAGUCAAUCGCAGCCUUUCCUGAGAGAACUGAACAGAAGUCAAGCAUGGGAAGGCUCCUAACAUCAAAUUCCAACCCCAAGGUAUUCUCAGACAGGAGUGCACCACCAACUCCACUUGGCAAGCUGCCCCCUGAAGGUGUUGGUGAGAAUGAUGAAAACAAGAAACCAUUAUCUAGCAACUUAAGCAAUACAAUAAAAUUGGGUAAGCAAAUUGAAACUGAAGCAGGAAAUUGGUUUAUGAACUUCCUAGAGAAAGCUCUGGAGAAUGGUAUGAAGAAAUCCAAAGGCACAGCCGAUGGGGAUACUAAGAAAGUUCCUCGGUCUCUCAUACUUAAGGUUAUUAAUUGGGUAGAGGUAGAACAGUGUGAUGGUAACAAGCGGCCAGUUCAUCCAAAAGCAACACAGGUAGCUAGGAAGCUUAGGAUUAAGAUGAAGAACCCUUGAAUUGGUCCACAAAAUUUUUAAGCAGAUAUUACACUUUUCAAAAUAGUACUUUUCAUGACUUUUUCAUUGUUUGGUUUCCAAUCAC